Molecule: messenger RNA, 2028 nt
Organism: Cajanus cajan (pigeon pea)
Lineage: Eukaryota; Viridiplantae; Streptophyta; Magnoliopsida; Fabales; Fabaceae
Source: RefSeq, a predicted model, not a curated record
AUGGGUUUUCUUGUGCUUGAGGGGGCUUAUAAGCUUCAGGUCAUAUCAAGAGCCAUACAACUCGAAAUUGGGGAAACUUGGUGUCCCUGGAAAGAUAAGAGGGAGAUCUACAACUUCUAUGUUGGGAGAAAAACCCAAUCUUUGAGAUUUCUCAAUUGGGUCAUAAAGCAACCCAAUUUGGAGCUCAAUAAUGCUACUUAUAUAAUAUGCACUACUACCCACAUACUUGUUAGAGCUAGAAUGUACAGUUUUGCCAAAACAACUUUGAAGCAUUUGUUGCAACUGCCCAUUGGAUUGAACUCUGUUUUUAGUGCCUUGAUGGAGACUUACCGCAUUUGCAACUCAAACCCGGCUGUUUUUGACCUCCUGAUUAGGGUUUGUUUGAGGGACAGGAUGGUUGGAGAUGCUGUGCAGACUUUCUACUUGAUGGGGUUCCGGGGACUGAAGCCGUCUGUAUAUACGUGUAACAUGGUAUUAGGUUCCCUUGUGAAGGAGCAGAAAGUUGAGCUGUUUUGGUCUUUUUUCAAAGGAAUGCUUGCCAAGGGGAUUUGUCCUAAUGUUGCUACAUUCAACAUGAUGUUAAAUGCUUUGUGUGAACAAGGGAAGUUUAAAAAUGCUGGCAUUCUCUUGAGGAAAAUGGAAGAAAGUGGUGUUUAUCCAACGACGGUCACUUACAAUACUUUGCUUAAUUGGUAUUGCAAGAAAGGAAGGUACAAAACAGCGUCUGAGCUGAUUGAAUGCAUGGCAUCUAAGGGAAUUGCGGCAGAUGUUUGUACAUAUAAUGUGUUGAUAGAUAAUUUGUGCAGGGAAAUCAGGAGUGCAAAAGGUUAUUUAUUGUUGAAAAGGAUGAGAAGAAAUAUGGUGUAUCCUAAUGAGGUAACUUAUAAUACUCUUAUUAAUGGGUUUGUUAAGGAGGGGAAGAUUGAAGUUGCUGCAAAAGGUUUUGAAGAGAUGUCAUUAUUUAAUUUGUUACCCAACAAUAUCACUUACAAUACUUUGAUUGCUGGGCAUUGUUGUACAGGAAACAUUGGGGAGGCAUUGAGACUAAUGGAUGUUAUGGUAUCAUAUGGUUUGAAACCUAAUGAAGUGACAUAUGGGGCUCUUUUAAAUGGGUUAUCCAAGCAUUCUGAGUUUGGACUGGUUUCCAGAAUUCUUGAGAGAAUGAGAAUGGAUGGGGUGAGAGUUGGCCAUAUUAUUUAUACAGGAAUGAUUGAUGGGUUGUGUAAGAAUGGAAUGCUUGAAGAAGCUGUGAAGUUGCUGGAUGAUAUGUUAAAAGUUUCUGUGAAUCCUGAUGUUGUUACAUUUUCAGUGCUCAUAAAUGGAUUUUUCAAGGUGGGGAAGAUAAAUAAUGUGAAGGAGAUUAUGUGUAAGAUGUAUAAGACUGGACUUGUGCCAAAUAGCAUUUUGUAUUCAACUUUAAUCUACAAUUAUUGCAAAAUGGGAUACUUAAAAGAGGCAUUAAAUGCUUAUGCAAUUAUGAAUCGUAGUGGUCAUGUGGCUGAUCACUUUACAUGUAAUGUGUUGGUUGCCACUUUCUGUAGAUGCAGGAGACUUGAAGAGGCCAAGUAUGUUAUGGAUCACAUGAGCCGGAUGGGUCUUAAUCCAAAUUCUGUUACUUUUGAUUGCAUUAUAAAUAGUUAUGGAAAUUUUGGUGAUGCACUCAAAGCAUUUUCUAUGUUUGAUAAAAUGAAAAGUUCAGGCCACUUCCCAAGUCAAUUCACGAAUGGGGGUCUAUUGAAAGGACUUUGCAUCAGUGGACAUAUUAAUGAAGCCCGGAGAUUUUUGUAUAGACUUCGAAGCAUUCCUAAUGCUGUUGACAAUGUUAUCUUCAACACAAUACUCACUUAUACAUGUAGAUUGGGAAAUUUAUGUGAUGCAGUUGCCCUUAUUAAUGAGAUGGUCACAAAUGAUAUUCUGCCUGACAAUUUUACAUACACUAAUCUUAUUGCGGGGCUAUGCAAGAAGGGUAAAAUAGUUGCUGCCACUUGUUCUAAGAGUAAGUGUACUUAUACUUAUUUCACUCACUAA